AUGACUGACAGUCCGUUUCAAUUACAGGGAUUCGCACCAGGAAGCUGGUCACAGGUUGCACUCCAACUCACUAAGCCGGAUGGUCUAAUAGUUGGGAUUGAUCUUCUCCCCGCACAGCCUCCUACAGGGGUGACUGCAUUCCAAGGGGACUUUCUCUCCCCUAUGGUACAGAAACUCGUUAAGGACUGUAUUCUUCACCUGCAGGAUCGGCGACAACUGUCCCGCCUUGAGCCCGAAUCCAAAGCCAACACGCCAGAAGACGCUAGGCAGCAUGACCUUGAGCCACAGAGCUACAUCGACAUGGAGCGGCAAGCCAGCCAUGUUGAAACCGAGGGACAGGGAAAAGUACACCACGGACCGAGAUCGAUGCACAUCGUUGAUGUGGUUCUGAGCGACAUGUCAGCACCCUGGCAACAAACAUCCGGUUAUAAUGUGAACACCUUGAGUAAUCCAUAUCAUAGGUUAAUGAACACGAGUGGAAACCCUUUUCGUGACCAUUUUGGUAGUCUGGAUCUUUGCAAUGCCGCCCUCGAUUUUGCAAGUGACACUCUGAAACCCGGUGGGAACUUUGUCUGCAAAGUUUACCAAGGGUCAGGAGAGCGAGAAUUCGAGCAGAGAGCCCGACUGCUCUUUGCAAAGGUACACAUAUUUAAGCCAAAAUCAUCAAGAAGCGAAAGUAGGGAGUUAUACCUUAUCGGGAUCCAGAGAAAAGGGAAUGGAUUGCUCAAGUAA
Clonostachys solani is the source of this 732-nucleotide messenger RNA. The record is from the annotation of a GenBank genome assembly. Lineage: Eukaryota; Fungi; Ascomycota; Sordariomycetes; Hypocreales; Bionectriaceae.